Drosophila sulfurigaster albostrigata is the source of this 1862-nucleotide messenger RNA. It is a transcript of the gene mbf1, whose product is annotated as endothelial differentiation-related factor 1 homolog. Gene Ontology annotation, molecular function: DNA binding. Lineage: Eukaryota; Metazoa; Arthropoda; Insecta; Diptera; Drosophilidae. The transcript has 4 exons. Gene Ontology annotation, cellular component: nucleus. The record is from RefSeq and is a predicted model, not a curated record.
AAUCGAAUCGUUUUCAGCUCUAGCACAUGAGGACAAACACACACACAACCCCAAACCGUCACACACCGUUCAGAUAUUCAUAGAUAGUUCUGGAAUUCCUAGUUUUAAUUACAAAAUAGUCAUAUAUUCACAUUAAGUAAAGCAUUAACAAAGCAGCCAAUAUGUCGGACUGGGAUACGGUAACCGUUUUGAGAAAAAAGGCCCCGAAGUCUAGCCAACUGAAGACCGAAUCAGCUGUUAAUCAAGCACGCCGCCAAGGUGUUGCAGUUGAUACUCAGCAAAAAUAUGGUGCUGGCACCAACAAGCAGCAUGUGACCACCAAGAACACUGCCAAGCUGGAUCGUGAGACUGAAGAAUUGCGGCAUGACAAGAUACCGCUCGAUGUGGGCAAAAUCAUUCAGCAGGGACGCCAGAACAAGGGUCUUAGCCAAAAGGAUUUGGCCACUAAAAUCUGCGAGAAGCAGCAAGUUGUCACUGACUAUGAAGCCGGACGCGGUAUUCCAAACAACUUGAUACUGGGCAAGAUGGAGCGUGUGCUUGGCAUAAAAUUACGUGGCAAGGAGCGCGGCCAACCAAUAGCGCCUCCCGGUAAAAAGUGAGAUGAUGCUGCGGCGUCCACUGCCACAGCGACAACAGCUCCAACUCCCAGACAACAGCAUGCCAGACAACAACAAAAUGAGGCAGGUUGGAGCACUGUGAGCGGCAGACGCAAAUGAAGCACUAUCGGGAGGCUGUAAAACCAAAACUUGAGCAGCCGCACAACAACAACACACAAAACAAGAGAGGAGUAUGAACGAGUUACAAAUCAAGAAGACAAGAAAAGCAUAGAAAACAUUCAAGCGAAGAAGCAUGCAACAAUUUCAAAUAAGGCUACCAACUAUGAGCGCAAAAAACAACACACCAUUACUCACACAUUUGUUUUCAACUUAUUAUUAGUUUGCUGACAACAAAUUGAAACAUUGUAAUUCACAAACAAUAUCACGCACACACACACAUACACACAGCUUGACAAAGUAACACAAUUCAAACAUUGAUAUUAAAAACAAAUAGAAGGACUUAAUAAAAGUCCUUGCAUUUUGUGCUCAUAGCUUGGGGCAAAUGUUUUUGUUCAUUUUGGCAUUUUGUUAUACAUAAAAAAGAAGAAAAGAAAAUGAAACUUGAUCUGAUUUAUGAAGCGCUAAUAUUUAUGCAUUAAAAAUAUGGCAUUGAAUACAUAUUAUAACACAUAAAAACCAAAAAACACUCGAAUUUCUUUCAAUUCCGAUUUGAAUCCUUUCUCUUCCCCAAAAUCCACUCCCCACAAAAUACAUGGCUCAUCUAGUGGUUGUUCACAUCAUAAAUCUAAAUAUAUAUUUAGUAUAUAUAUAUUUAACAUUCAUAAAUUCUCAUGCAUCAUGCAAAGAUUAAAAGAAAAGAAAAAAAGAAAACAAAUACAUACAUAUGUGUACUAUUUUAGAGCUUAGCUGGUUUUUUUGUAAUCUAUAUCGUAUAUGUAUAUUGUAAUAAUACGUCUAGGGUCUUGAAAUGUGCGUUUACUUACAUACAGAUACAAGAAAACAUUAUACAUAUUAUACACACAACAAAAAUAUGCGAUAUGUAUUUUAGCAACUUUUUCUAGUCUAGUAUUUAAAACUUAAGCGGUAGACUUUUUUCAAUAUAUUUUCCUAUCGCAGUCAUUGGAGAAUUAACUUCCUUGCGUAAAAUUUAUGCAACUUACAAGAAAUCGACAAAAAAAACUAAUUAACAAAAAGAAAAACAAUUAAAUAUAUACAAAUACAUAUGUACAUCAAUGUGUAGUGAAACAUUUUCCAAAAGCCAACAAAAUAAAUGUUUUUCCCCGUCUUUGAUGUAUAAUUAUAAAA